AUGCGCGCACUGCUCCGCAACACCGCUUCUCAGAGUGCAUUUUGCAUAGAUUUGAAAGUUUUGCGCAAGAUGGUGAAGGGGAAACCUUUGCGCUUAUGCUCCCGAAGCCACAGCUGUGCCACCCUCUACGCUGGCCAGUCUUUCCUGGAAUCUCAACAGUCAUUUGUGAAGCAAGAGCCCGAGACUAUUGAAGAGGAUCUACGAGCAGCGGAGAAGCGUCUGGCAGUCCUCAAGCAGAAGGCCCGAAAGAUCGAAACGAUGACGGGUCUCGAGGAUCCGAAGGAGCUUCGAAAAUGCGGGGAAGAUGUGCUAGCAUCACCUGUGGUUCCUACGGAAGCACCUACACGGCCCCUAGCUACUCCUGCCCGUGCACCCGAGCGAGCACUGUCUUCCGAUGCGCAACCAGUCUGGGAAGCAGCCUUCCCGGGAUCUGAGGGCGAUCUUUCAAGUGCACAUGCUGCUACAGAAGCAGAUCUUGCUGGAGGACCAGGUCCAGGGCAGGAUCUUGGGGCACCCCGGGCUAUGGAGGCUGGGGAAGACUCGGACGAUGAGUUGAUUAUGGAUGUGGACUGUGACCUGCGGAAAGGGACGAUUCGUAUCACCGCCCGCGAGUACCGGAACUAUGUGAGCGAGGAUGUUGCUGAGAAAUGGAUGGAGAUUGUUAUCCGCAACAUCAAAGAGGGCAAGGUGGUAAUCGACAGCGGCUUCUACAGUGAGGCUGCUAUGAAAGCCGAGCUCAAGUUCGAUAAGGAUCGGAUCAAGGCCAUCAAGGAGUACUGCACGGCGAGCAGAUCUCGCCGCCGGGCUCUCACCAGGCGAGACAAGUACCAACGCCAUAUCGUGGAGUACUGGAUCGAUGUGAAAACCAGUGGAUCCCUUUCCAAGGCGAGCCGGGAAGAGUUUAGUCAGUAUGUCGAAAUCAUCGACGACAACCUCCAGCUACCACCGCCGCAAUUGGGCAACGAGGCCUUGCCCUGCUAUGAUGAAGAGGACGAUGAUGAUGAUGAUGACGAUGGUGAUGAGGAUGACGGUGCCGACCGCAGAGACGACAAGAGUUCGAAUGCUACCCCAGCGGGUAAGCGAAAGAGGCGUGGAAAGACCCCGAGCCCCAAAAGCAAGCUCAUGGCCAAGAGGAAACGGGAGAAGGAGGAAGAGGUCGAGCAUGCUCUGGAGGACAUCGAGAAGAUCCCACAAGUGCUGACAGAGCUCUUGAGGGUUCGCAUCAAGAUUGAUACCACCCUGGACAAGCUUAAGAAGACGGGUGAGAAGCUGCACGGCCAAGCAGAAGAGCUGAUGAAGCUUCACGACGAGCUGGCUGAACUCAAGGCCGAGAACGGCAAAGGGACCCCGAGUGAGAAGACCAGCCGUAUCACUAUGGAAGAGAAGAAGCUGAGAAGGACAGUUCUGCGCCCAGCGGGCAAGGCGAAGGCCAAAAGCAAGGAUGAGUCUGCGCAAGAGGAUGAAUCCGAUGUGCUCCUGAUGUCGGCGCCGAACCACCCGGACAUGCAUCGGCUGCCUUGGCGAAAGCUCGUGGUAUCAGACAAACUACUGUGCACCAUAGCUGCCGGCUUUAUGGACGAGUGCCGCGAGGUAUCGGACAUGCUACGAGUGUUGGCUGAGAAGGAGAAGCUGCCCCUUUUUUGGGGUAGCACGAAUCUGAAAACCCGUUCGGCAACACUGAAUGACUUCUGGAGCCGCUAUCGCAGCCACGAUGCUGCACACGCGGUUUUUCAGCAGCACGGCGAGCAUCUCGACCGAGUGUUGCCAUUGCAGAUCCAUGCAGACGAAGGGCAGACACUUAAGAAGAGUGGGGUCAUGGUCAUUAACUUCCAGUCGCCUAUGGGAUUUGGAAUAACCACUUCUACCGACAGCACCGAUGCCAUGGCUUUGAACUACAUUGGAAACACGUAUGCCACCAGGUUCUUGUACACUGUGUGCACGAAGCGUACAUAUGCAAAGAAGAACAAAUUCGUGCUGGAUUCCAUUAUAGAGGCUUUGGCUGACGAGCUAACGAACCUUUUUUACAAUGGUGUGUCACUCCAAGUUGGAAAGAAACGAAUGACCAUGUAUUUGGCUACGAUCGGUUUGAAAGGUGACUGGCCGGUGCAGGCACGCAUUGGUAAUUUGACACGUCACUUUGCCAGGUCGUGGUUCAAGGGAGCCGACACCAGAGCGGUGUGUUCUUUUGUGCAAAGUUUUCUUGAAAAUCACGUGGCUCAGCUGACAGCUCCGGAUCCGUACCUGGAAAGCAUGCUUGUGGCAUUUCGCUCGGCGAACACAUUCUUGGAGACUUUGUAUUCUUCUGGAUUAUGGCUGGCGCCUUCGCGUUGCAAACGGGCUGCACAAGCAGGCUUCGACUUCAUGAAAAGCUAUCAAGAAACUGCGCACGCAGCGCAUCAGAUGGACAAGACGCGGUUCAAGCUUACCCCGAAACUGCACGCCUAUUUGCACAUCAUCGAUGCUCUCGCAAGCUCUUUUGAAAAGGGCCGAAAGUGGACUUGGAACCCGCUCGCCGAUGCAGUGCAAAUGGACGAGGACUGGAUUGGACGGAUCGCGCUUUUGACCACUACGGUAUCGAUUCGCAGUGUGCACCCGCAAACAUUGCGAAAAUACUUGGUCAAUGCGGCCACGCAUCUUCGUGCUGUGAAGUGA
This is a messenger RNA of Symbiodinium necroappetens, 2652 nucleotides long. NCBI's taxonomy places the organism in Eukaryota, Dinophyceae, Suessiales, Symbiodiniaceae. The record is from the annotation of a GenBank genome assembly.